Messenger RNA from Cooperia oncophora, 276 nucleotides. NCBI's taxonomy places the organism in Eukaryota, Metazoa, Nematoda, Chromadorea, Rhabditida, Trichostrongylidae. The record is from the annotation of a GenBank genome assembly.
AUGAAUUCAUUUUCCUUUUCUUUACAAGAGAUGCCAUCGUCAGUCAUGCCGAGUAGUAUAACAGCGGACGAGUUUGACGGAGUUCUGCAAGACGUGGAGAUUCCUUUGGAUACACUGGUGAGAAAUUUCGAGAGGCGAACUGCAUUGUUCUCGGCUAUCCAGAAUGAUGCUAAGAAAGUCAGUUCCCGUAUUCAAAACCUUCCGAAAAGGGUAGCAGAUCCCAUUAAUUCAACGCGUGAAGUCAUAGCCGCUCGCAAACUCCAAUUGAUGAUGUGA